GUUGGACGGAGAGGCCAAGCGAUCCAGAGACCAGGGCGACGGGUCCAGCUCAGCAUGGACUGCUGCCCGCCUUAGAUCCUUCAUUUACAUUAUUGUUCUUUUACAGCCUGCGUUACAAGUCGUCCUCCCUCCUCUGAUUUUACUCUCUCGCUGCGGCGUGUUUCUCCGCCUCAGACGACAAUGGAUCGAGUGAAGAGCUCCAUGCAGCAAGUCCCCAACGCCAUCCCCAAAGUGAUUCGCCGGACUGGGGGAGCCAACAGCCUGGAGAUGGAGAAGGAGAGCUUCGAGAGGGGCCAGGCUGUCAGCAUCAAUAAGGCCAUCAACACACAGGAGGUCGUUGUCAAAGAGAAACAUGCCAGGACCUGCAUCUUGGGGACCCAUCAUGAAAAAGGCGCCCACACAUUCUGGGCAGCCAUCAACCGGCUCCCUCUCUCCAGCAACGCGGUGCUCUGCUGGAAGUUCUGCCACGUCUUCCACAAGCUGCUGCGAGACGGACAUCCAAACGUGAUUAAGGACUCCAUGAGGAACAAGGCUGAUUUAACAGAUAUGAGCAGGAUGUGGGGUCACCUGAGCGAAGGCUACGGGAAGCUCUGCAGCAUCUACCUCAAACUGCUCAUCACCAAAAUGGAGUUUCACAUCAAAAACCCGCGUUUCCCUGGCAACCUGCAGAUGUCAAACAGACAGCUUGACGAGGCGGGAGAGAACGACGUGAACAACUUCUUUCAGUUGACCGUAGAGAUGUUUGACUAUCUGGAGUGUGAGCUCAACCUCUUCCUCAGUGUGUUCAGCUCUCUUGACAUGUCCCGGUCGGUGUCGGUGACGGCAGCAGGUCAGUGUCGCCUGGCUCCCCUCAUCCAAGUCAUCCUGGACUCCAGCCAUCUGUAUGAUUACACCGUGAAGCUGCUGUUUAAGCUGCACUCUUGCCUUCCAGCAGACACUCUCCAGGGCCACCGAGAUCGCUUCCAGGAGCAGUUUAAAAAGUUAAAGAGUCUGUUCUAUCGCUCCAGUAACUUGCAGUAUUUCAAGAGGCUGAUUCAGAUCCCACAGUUGCCUGAGAACCCCCCCAACUUCCUGCGCGCUUCAGCUCUGUCGGAGCACAUCAGCCCCGUGGUCGUGAUCCCCGCUGAGUCAUCAUCCCCCGAGUCGGAGCACAUGGUGGAGACGGACGACCUGGUGGACACAGAUGUCCCCUCACUGCCGGUUGCCGUGGAGACAAAGUUUGACGACUUGUUCGGCACCUCGGCGGCCAGUGACCCGUUCAACUUCAACAGUCAGAACGGGUUGCGCAAAGACGACAAAGAUCGCCUGAUUGAACAGCUGACGAGGGAGAUCCAGGCCCUCAAAGAAGAGUUGGAGUCUUUCAGAGUGGAGAGCGGUCGGUUGUGUCAGGUGCUGAGGGGGCGUGUCAGCGAGCUGGAGGCGGAGCUGGCCGAGCAGAGCCACCUGAGGCUGCAGGCUGUGGGGGAGUGUGAGUUCCUGAAGGCCGAGCUGGACGACCUGAGGAGGGUCAGAGAGGACACGGAGAAGGAGCAGCGAAGCCUGACGGAGAUAGAGAAAAAAGCCCAGGCCAACGAGCAACGCUACACCAAACUGAAGGAGAAGUACACAGAGCUGGUUCAGAGUCAUGCAGACCUGUUGAGGAAGAACGCAGAGGUGACCCGGCAGAUGACGGUGGCUCAGACGGCACAGGAUGAGGUGGAGGUGGUGAGGAAAGAGAUGCAGGAGAAUGUGAAAGCAGCUCAGGAGUCUGCAGACAGACAGGAGAGGAACCAGCUGGAGCAGCUCCAGGAGCUCCAGAGAGAGCUGGUGUCCAGCCGCACAGAGCUGGAUUCCCUGAAGACCACCGUGGUUUCUUCACAACAGUCGAGCGAGGUGCUCAGCACGCAGCUGACCGCCCUGCAGUCCGAGAAGGCCGAGCUGGUGCAGUCCCUGUCGAAGGUGGAGGUGGAGCUGGCGGCCCAGGGGGAGGAGCUAGAGCGGGUCCAGAGCUCCCUGGCCACAGAGAGGGAGAGCGGGGUGAAGACGGCAGAGGCUCUGCAGAAUCAGCUCAAUGAGAAGGAGAGCCGGGAGCAGGCGCUGGAGAGUCAGCUGGUCGCAGCUCGCUGGUCCAGCCUGCAGGGAGCUGUGGAGGAGGCGGAGAAGAUCAUCCAGGACUCGCUGGCUCAGAUUCACGACCCGGCACACAUCAGCUGCACCAGCUCUGCAGAUUAUCUAGCAUCCAGAUGUCAGGCCUCUUUAGAUUGCAUGGAGCGACUCCAUUCUGCCAGCGGGGUCUUCACAGCAGAUGACACAGAUGUAUCUGAGUUGCUGCGAGUGGUGACCCAGUGUGGCCACCUGGUGGGAGACACCAUCGUUCAGGGCAGUGCCACCUCCCACAUGGUGGCAGUGGAGCAGGCUGAUGCCCUGUCGGAGAGUGUAAAGACGUGUGGCGCCGAGGCUCUGGCUCUGCUGGGACAGAUGAAGCAGCGCGACAGCCUGGCUGCAGCCGACGACAGCCGACUGAAGGCUGCUCUGGAAGCCCUGCUGGCCACCGCAGAGAAACUGCGUCCUCGGGGCUUGGAGCUGCAGCAGGGGGAGCUGGGAGAUCUGGUGGAGCUGGAAAUGUCCUCCACUUCUGCUGCUGUGGAGUCAGCUGCUGCCAGGAUAGAGGAAAUGCUCAACAAGUCUCGAGCUGUUGAUACAGGAGUCAAGAUGGAGGUCAACGAGAGGAUCUUGGCCUCGUGCACAGAACUGAUGCAGGCGAUCAAGGAGCUUGUUCUUUCUUCCAAACACCUGCAGAGGGACAUCGUGGAGGGCGGAAGGGGGGCAGCCUCCAUGAAGGAAUUUUAUGUCAAGAACUCCCGCUGGACCGAGGGUCUGAUCUCUGCCUCCAAAGCAGUGGGAUGGGGCGCCACAGUCAUGGUGGACGCUGCUGAUCUGGUGGUGCAGGGCAAAGGGAAGUUCGAGGAGUUGAUGGUGUGUUCACAUGAAAUAGCUGCCAGCACUGCACAGCUGGUGGCUGCUUCCAAGGUGAAAGCGGACAAAGACAGCCCCAACCUGCACCGUCUGCAGCACGCGUCCCGCGGCGUCACACAGGCCACCGCCGCCGUCGUGGCCUCCACCAAGUCUGGGAAGUCUCAGAUUGAAGAAAAAGACACAAUGGAUUUCUCCAGCAUGACGCUCACACAGAUCAAACGACAGGAGAUGGAUGCACAGGUCAUGGUCCUGGAGCUGGAGACUCGUCUGCAGAAGGAGCGAGAGCGACUCGGUGUCCUGAGGAAGAAGCAUUACGAGCUGGCCGGUGUAGCGGAGGGCUGGGGCGAGGUGGAGGAGGGCACAGGUUGAGACCAGUCCCGUCCCGCUGCCUCCUUCCCUUCCUCCACCAUCACACCGGCUUCUGUCUGCCUCUCUCUAUUUAUACACACUCUUCUCCGUCUUUUUCUCCCUUGUUUCCUUCUCUCUUUUCUGUUUGUUUGUUCUCUAAGCCAAAUGAAAAGGUGCUUCUUUUGUAAAAAAAACAACAAAACACUGCUUCUCAACCCAUGUCCGGAAGCUUCCAUGAAAGGACAGCACCAAGGGCUCAGCGGAGGAGGGGGGACGUCGGAAGAAAUGGACGUCAGA
Molecule: messenger RNA, 3600 nt
Organism: Limanda limanda (common dab)
Lineage: Eukaryota; Metazoa; Chordata; Actinopteri; Pleuronectiformes; Pleuronectidae
Gene: hip1
Product: huntingtin interacting protein 1
Exons: 31
Coding region: 181-3324 (1047 amino acids)
Biological process (GO): actin filament organization; clathrin coat assembly; endocytosis
Cellular component (GO): presynapse; clathrin-coated vesicle; extrinsic component of postsynaptic membrane
Molecular function (GO): clathrin light chain binding; phosphatidylinositol-3,4-bisphosphate binding; phosphatidylinositol-3,5-bisphosphate binding
Source: RefSeq, a predicted model, not a curated record